AACUCCUCUCUUGACUCUUUCCUGCACUAGAUGCCAUGGCUGCUGCAAAUCCAGCAAAAACGCUCCAGGAUGAACUGACCUGUCCCAUCUGUCUGGACUAUUUUAAAGAUCCGGUGUCUCUAGACUGUGAUCACAAUUUCUGCCAAGCCUGCAUCACCCAGUUCUGGGAGGGAUUGGCUACCGACGUCUCCUGCCCUCAGUGCAGAGUGACUUUCCCCCAGAGGAGCCUCAGGCUGAACAGGCAGCUCAGGAAUGUUGUGGAAGCAGCCAGAGAACUCAGGUUGUCCCCAGGGAGGGAACCAGAACCAGAGAGACUGUGUGAGAAACACAAGAAGCCUCUAAAACUCUUCUGCAAAGAGGACGAAAUCCCCAUCUGCCUGGUGUGUGACAGAUCCAAGGAGCACAGAGAUCACACCGUCAUUCCUGCAGAGGAAGCUGCCGAAGAAUUCAAGAGAAAUAUACAAACCGAGAGGCAGAAGAUUGUGUCUGAAUUUCAGCAACUGCGGCAGUUCCUGGAGGAACAAGAGCGACUCCUGCUGGCCCAGCUGGAGAAGCUGGACAAGGAGAUAGCGAAGAUACAGAAUGAAAAUAUCAGUAAACUAUCUGAGGAAAUUUCCCGUCUCAAUAACAUGAUCAGUGAGAUGGAGGGGAAGUGUGAGAAGCCAGUGACUGAAUUGUUGCAGGAUGUGAAAAGCACCUUCAGCAGGUCUGGGAAGGGGAAGUUCCAGCAGCCAGAGGAGAUUUCUCCUAAGUUAGAAUUAAGACUCAGUGAUUUCUCCCAGAAAACUGUUGCUCUAAUGGAGACUCUCAGGAAGUUCAAAGACACUCUGCCCUCUGCACUGGAGACAAAAGGAGGAGGAUCCCUAGGAACAUUCAGACAGGCGAAUGUGACUCUGGAUCCAGACACGGCUCAUCCCCAACUCACUGAGGAUCGGAAAAGUGUGAGAUGGAGAGACACACGCCAGGAUCUGCCCGACAACCCUGAGAGAUUUGACUAUUGGGCCUGGGUGCUGGGCUGUGAGGGAUUCACCUCGGGGAGAUGUUGCUGGGAAGUGAAGGUGGGGGCUGGGCAAUACUGGGCUGUGGGGGUGGCCAGAGAGUCUGUGAGGAGGAAGGGAGUCAUCAGCGAUAGCCCUGAGGGGGGGAUCUGGGCUGUGGAGUGCUGGGGGGGUCUGUUCCAGGCUCUCACCUCCCCUGUGACCCCCCUGCCCCUGAGCCGGGUCCCCAGCAGGAUCCGGGUUUGUCUGGACUGUGACCGGGGGCAGGUGACAUUUAUCGAUGCUGGUGACGAGGCCCCGAUCUUCACCUUCCCGCCGGGCUCCGUCCCUGGGGAGAGAAUCCGACCCUGGUUCUGGGCGGGGCCAGGAUCCCGGAUCCAACUGUGUCAAGAAAGUGAAACUAAACUCCUCUCUUGUCUCUUUCCUGCACUAGACGCCAUGGCUGCUGCGAAUCCAGCAAAAACUCUCCAGGAUGAAGUGACCUGUCCCAUCUGUCUGGAGUAUUUUAAAGAUCCGGUGUCUCUAGACUGUGAUCACAAUUUCUGCAGAGCCUGCAUCACCCAGUUCUGGGAGGGAUUCACUACUGAGAUCUCCUGCCCUCAGUGCAGAGAGAUAUUUCCUCAGAGGAACCUCAGGCUGAACAGGCAACUCAGGAAUGUUGUGGAAGCAGUCAGAGAACUCAGGUUGUGCUCAGGAAGGGAACCAGAAACAGAGGGUCUGUGUGAGAAACACAAGGAGCCUCUAAAACUGUUCUGCAAAGAGGACGAAAUCCUCAUCUGCCUGGUGUGUGACAGAUCCAAGGAGCACAGAGAUCACACCGUCAUUCCUGCAGAGGAAGCUGCCGAAGAAUUCAAGGAGAUGAUUCAAGCCCAUUUGAAGAUGCUGAUGGAAGAGAGAGAAAAGCUCCUGGGAUUUAAAGUGAGCAGAGAGAAGAGAAGCCAGGAAUAUCUGAAACAAACACAAACCGAGAGGCAGAAGAUUGUGUCUGAAUUUCAGCAACUAUGGCAGUUCCUGGAGGAACAAGAGCGACUCCUGCUGGCCCAGCUGGAGAAGCUGGACAAGGAGAUAGUGAAGAUACAGAAUGAAAAUGUCAGUAAAGUAUCUGAGGAAAUUUCCCGUCUCAAUAACCUGAUCAGUGAGAUGGAGGGGAAGUGUCAGAAGCCAGAGACUGAAUUGUUGCAGGAUGUCAGAAGCACCUUGAGCAGGUGUGAGAAGGGGAAGUUCCAGCAGCCAGAGGAGAUUUCUCCUGAACUGGAAGAGCGAGUCAGUGAUUUCUCCCAGAAAACGAUUGUGCUAUUGGAGAUUCUGGGGAAGUUCAAAGACACUCUGCCGCCUGCAUCAGAGACAAAAAGAGGAGGAUCCCUAGGAACAUUCAGACAGGUGAACGUGACUCUGGAUCCAGACACGGCUUAUCCUGAACUCAUCCUGUCUGAGGAUCGGAAACGUGUGAGAUGCGGAGACACAUGGCAGGAUCUGCCCGACAACCCUGAGAGAUUUGAUUCUAGAGCCUGUGUACUGGGCUGUGAGGGAUUCACCUCUGGGAGACAUUAUUGGGAGGUAGAGGUGGGGGAUGGGAAAUACUGGGCUGUGGGGGUGGCCAGAGAGUCUAUGAGAAGAAAGGGAGAGAUCAGGUGUUGCCCUGAGGAUGGGAUUUGGGCUGUGGAGCGACAGGACAAUCAGUGCCAGGUUCUCACCACCCCUGAACCCACCCUGUUGAGCCGGGUCCCCAGCAGGAUCCGGGUUUGUCUGGACUGUGAGUGGGGCCAGGUGACAUUUAUCGAUGCUGGUCAUGAGGCCCCGAUCUUCACUUUCCCACCAGGCUCAUUCAAGGAGGAGAGAAUCCGACCCUUGUUCUGGGUGUGGGGCAGACACACCCAGCUCAGUCUGUGUCCCUGUGACAUGAGGGGGGCGGAAGGAAGAGACUAUCCCACUGGGGAACCGGAAAUCAGGCUCUCUAGCCUUACUGACCCCAGUUUCUGACUGUAGACUCCCAUCUACCCAGCUCCUGGCUCCUCAUCUCUUUGCCCCAUGGGGGGGGCAGCACUAACAGCUGGGCUGGAGACAGGCAGAGGUAGGGGUGGCAGGUGUCAUAAUAUAGUGCCCCCCACAGGGUCCUCUGGAGAGGCAGAUUAGCAUUGUAUAUUGCUAAUGCUUUUACAUGCAUUGAAAGAUAUUUAGGGAAGGAUUGAAGGUGUGAGUGUGCAGUGAAAGGUUCCUUUGCGGUUGCAAGAGGCUGAAGAGAGAAGAAGGGAGAAGGGAAUGCGUUAACUCAACGCUCCAGCUAGGUCUGAAGAUAAGAAGCUGGCUUCAGCCCUAGGCCAAGGCACCCAAACAGACUGCUGCCAAAAAGCUGGAAGCCUGUAUCUCAAUCCUGGCCAGCCAUGAGAAAAGUGAAUUGAGCUGAACAGAACUGCAGGGGUUGCAAAAACUAGUGAGAUUUUGAAGAUCAGCAAGCUGGAAAACAACAGUCUCGCAUCCCUGAAGCUGGUGUGUUUUGGGGAAACUAAGGGAGCCGCAGAAGGCUGGUUUGGAUUAGUACAGAGAGCACGGAGUAUGGGGGUCCUUGGAUGAAACACUCUACAGAAGAACCCAGGGCUUAAAAACAUCCCAAGAGCUGAAGUAAGUAGGAGAUCGACAGCAGACCCUAGAUGGCCUGUGCACAGAACAGAACUCUCAUCCACCCUUCCCCCCUCUUAUGUUACACCCAGACUUGGCCAGCCUUGAGUUGUGCAUAUGUGAGUAUGAAAGUGGGUUAGGGCUCAGGCAUUAAUGCUUUCUUCAUUCCCUGAGUGCUGGGUAUGCCCCACAUCACUCACCUCUGUUGUUUGGUUAAUAAAACUU
This is a messenger RNA of Chelonoidis abingdonii (Abingdon island giant tortoise), 3839 nucleotides long. Its product is annotated as zinc finger protein RFP-like. Lineage: Eukaryota; Metazoa; Chordata; Testudines; Testudinidae. The record is from RefSeq and is a predicted model, not a curated record. Gene Ontology annotation, molecular function: zinc ion binding; protein binding.